UGUUCGUUUGGAAAUAAAAAUAACUCAGUGUUGGUUUCAUCGAUGUGUGGUAGGUUUGUGACGUCUGCUUCGUGACCUGAAGGUCAUCUCUAAAUCAGUAACUGGGGUGACCGCAUGCGUCUUUCACAAGAUCUGGGGCUUCCCAGGUCAGGCUUCAUGUCCGAGACAUGUCCACUGCUGAGUAAUGACGACUGAGCGCAUGUGUGUGUGUGUGCACCCGCGCACCUUCACUGAGGCUUUUAGAGGAAGUGGUCUGUGUGUGUGUGUGUAUAUAAGGAAGCAUACACUAGGCAGUACCCAGCGAGUGUUGAGACAUUCCUUGCAGUCUUUCUGAACCUGACACCACUGAAGGACCAUGCAUCUGAGACGCUCCUGCACAGGGUCCCUGGCUCCGCACAGACCCCUCGCUGUGGUUCUUGUUGGCUUCUUCUGUUGCCUGUUGACCGAGGCCUAUCCAGUGGCGGAAUCUCCACGAAUUGUGAGGCACAGCGUCACCCGGAGCGGGGAUCGAAUGGUCAUAUCCUGUAAGGCUGACCCAGGACAUCCUGACGACUUCACCCUCAUCUACUGGCUGGUCAACAGGACCUUCAUCGAGUUGGCCUACCCAGACGGCCGUAUCCAUGAAGGAGAGGAAAGAGCUGUGGAAGAGAACGGCAGAGCGCUCGUCCAGAGGGAUCUCAUCUUCGACAAGGUCCGCAAAGAGGACUACCGCGCCAAUUUCACCUGCGUGGUGAACAGCCCCGCCGGUAUCGACAAGAUCACGCUGCGGCUUGGCAGAAGGAGCGGGAAUCGCAGAAACGAUCCGAGACUGAAAGGGAAGAUGGUGAAAAGAAGAUCCCAGCAGAAGAAGAGGUGUUAAUCGAAUCUAACUUCUAAUCUUUGCUGCAUUCAUUUUUACGACCUUUAACAACAUUUUUAUUUCCAAGCAUCCUUUAUUUCAUAACGUACGGAUAAAUAUCUUCAAUAAAAAUGAAGAUAGAAAUGGUGAAGUUCACUGAAAGUAAUAUUUUAAAUUUAAAAACAAGGAGACUGUUUCUAUUCAUGUUAACCAGCAAUGUAGCACGCGCAAAUUAAUUGUUUAUGUUUAUAAAUUUGUUUUGUUAUUUAUCAUUAUUUAUUGUACCUUCUUGUUCUGUAAUAGCAGCAGUUGUAGCAGUGGUGUCCUUUGACUGAAAUACUGAGCUUGUCUCAAAAACACCAAGAAGCAUUAAAAGUAAAAAGUAAAUGUUUUGCGGGAUGACGGAGGUCACAAUUCUUCACAGAAUGAGCUGCGAGAAUAUGGUUUUACUGCUUUGUUCGAUUCCUUGUAGAUCUGUUUUUUUUUCUCUCUCUCACUCUGAUGUUCUGUUUGUUGUGACAAGGUAACGUGUCUGGCUGCAUUCAGUGUCACAAGGUCAUGCAACGACUACAGAAUAAAAGAAAAUGCAAAACUGA
Messenger RNA from Conger conger (European conger), 1434 nucleotides. Its product is annotated as interleukin-1 receptor type 2-like. Gene Ontology annotation, molecular function: interleukin-1, type II, blocking receptor activity. The record is from RefSeq and is a predicted model, not a curated record. Bases 356 to 859 code for a protein of 167 amino acids. NCBI's taxonomy places the organism in Eukaryota, Metazoa, Chordata, Actinopteri, Anguilliformes, Congridae. The transcript is spliced from 7 exons.